UAAGUCUCUGCUCACCUUGACUUGAGGAUCUUCAGCAAAAGAGAGAUCUUCCAUGACUCAUGAUUCAUCCAAGUCCAUCUCUCUUGACAUUGAACCUCAAUCAACCUUCCUUAUUAUUAUUUUUUUUUAAUCCGGAUUUCUGGGCAGCAGGAAACGAGUCCUUCCUUCAUCCCCUCCGUCUACAUUUCUCUAGAACUCUUGAGAUGUCAUGGAUUCCACCCUCUGUAACGGACAUGCUGUUCCUUAUCUGAGAGAAGAGCCGGCGUUAAAGAAGACCAGGCUUCAGUCGGAAGAUGGGGCACGUGUGGCCGCACGUGGGAAUAAGGCAGCGACUGAAGCUGCAGAUGGACCGGAGGAGGAGGAGAGGGGAAGAAAGAAAGGGAGAAUUUGUGCUGGAAAAGUAGAGGAAGAAGGUCAUUCCACGCAGGAGGAGAAAAGAGGAAGCAGAACCACAGAAGGUCUGGAGCAGGAGGAUUUCAGAGGAACAGAAGAAGAGAGGAAUAAUGACAAGCAGUUGGAGCAGAACGUUGGACCAGGAGACGGAGAAGAUGGGGUGGACAGGAGAAGAUCUGAGCAGAACAUUGAGGUCAAGACGGAGAAGGAGUGGGAAGGCGAGAGAGAGGUGGACAGAGAAUGGACAGGUGAGGAAAUCCCUCAGUUGGGAAAAGAGAUGGAAGAAAGGACAGAAGAUGAGUCUGGAUUUAGGUCACCAUUUGAGAUCAAGCUGGAAGGUGACUCUGAAGAAGAAGAAGGGACAGGAGACCAAGGAACCCUACAAGAUGGAGUUGAGAAAAAGACCAAGAGAAGCAGAAGCAAAAGAGGCGUUCGAAAUGUAGAAUUUCUCAGGGGAUCCCGGAAAAGGAAAAAUGAGGAAGUGGACAAGACUUUGAAGAAGAAGAAAAAGAAGAAGGAUGAAGGAAACUGUGGGAGAAGAUCAAAAGCCGAGGAGGACAAGUGGAGAUGGUGGGAAGAGGAUAAACGAGACGAUGGGGUCAAAUGGCAUAAGUUGCACCACAAAGGACCCUACUUUGCUGCACCCUACGAGCCUCUGCCAAACUCCGUCAAGUUCUACUACAAUGGCAGGCCUAUGAAACUCAGCCGGGCCACCGAGGAAGUGGCCACGUUUUUCGCCAAGAUGCUGGAUGAUGAUUACGCACGCAAGAAGAUUUUCCGGGACAACUUUUUCUGUGACUGGAUGCAGGUGAUGACUCCUCAGGAAAGGAAGAAAAUCAAAGACCUGAAGAGGUGCGAUUUCAGCGACAUCCAUAGCUAUUUUCUGGAAAAGCAAGAAGCCCAGAAGGCUUUGCCCAAGGAAGAGAAACAGAGGUUGAAAGAGGAGGCAGAAAGAAUCCAAGAGAAAUACGGCUACUGCGUAAUUGAUGGGCAUCGGGAGAAGAUCGGGAACUUCAAGAUCGAGCCUCCGGGUUUAUUCCGGGGCCGUGGGAAUCACCCCAAAAUGGGGAUGCUGAAGAAGAGGAUAAUGCCAGAAGACGUCAUCAUCAACUGUAGCAAAGAUUCAAAGAUCCCCCGGCCUCCGCGUGGUCAUAAGUGGAGGGAAGUCAGGUGUGACAACACAGUCACCUGGUUGGCAUCUUGGACUGAGAACAUCCAGGGGUCCAUCAAGUAUAUCAUGUUGAACCCGAGUUCCAAGCUGAAGGGCGAGAAAGACUGGCAAAAAUACGAAGUGGCUCGUCGGUUGAAGAAGCUGGUUCACCGGAUCCGACGUCAGUACCGGGCAGACUGGAAAUCCAAGGAGCUGAAGAAGCGGCAAAUAUCCGUGGCGCUCUAUUUCAUCGAUAAGCUGGCCCUGAGGACGGGGAACGAGAAGGAGGAAGGGGAGACAGCCGACACGGUGGGCUGUUGCUCUUUGCGAGUAGAACACAUCGCUCUGCACUCACGGCGGGGAGGCAAGGAGAACGUGGUGGAGUUUGACUUCCUGGGUAAAGACUGCAUCCGUUACUACAACGAGGUGUCCGUGGAGAAGCAGGUGUUCAAGAACUUGCAGUUGUUCAUGGAGGAGAAAGAACCUGGAGACAACCUCUUCGAUAAGCUUUCUACAACAAUGCUGAACAAACAUCUCCAGGACCUGAUGGAUGGGUUGACAGCGAAAGUCUUCCGGACUUACAAUGCGUCCAUCACGCUGCAGGAACAGCUCGAAGCGCUGACCAAUGAGAAGGACAGCCUGGCUGCUAAGCUCCUCUCCUACAACAGAGCCAACCGAGCAGUGGCCGUUUUGUGCAACCAUCAGCGGGCAACUCCAAAGACCUACGAGAAGUCCAUGAAGAACCUCCAGGCAAAGAUAGGCGCCAGAAAGGAUCAGCUGGCCGAUGCAAAAGUGGGGCUGAGAAAGGCCAGGACGGAACACAAAUGCAAGAAGGAGGCGAAAUCAAAAGCGGCCGUAGAAAAGAAAAAGAAACUGGUGAAGAAGAUCGAAGAACAGCUGGCGAAGCUGAAAUUCCAGGCUACCGACAAGGAGGAAAACAAGGAGAUCGCUUUGGGCACCUCUAAGUUGAAUUACCUGGACCCCCGCAUCACCGUGGCCUGGUGCAAACGGUUUGACGUGCCCAUCGAGAAGGUUUACAGCAAAACUCAGCGCGAGAAGUUUGCGUGGGCCAUUGCAAUGGCGGAUGAAGAUUUUGUAUUCUAAAGAGAUCUAGGCUACUCCCGGCUUGUUGUGGGUCACUCGUUGGCAUGUUUUGUGUGCCUUUGCUAGCACGGAGGGCCGUUUUGCACACAUGAAAUACACACCUAAAGGAGAAAGGCGAGCCUAUUGUUUCUCUUUUUGUGUAAAAGGGGAGGCCACCCUGUUCUAUUUAUUUAUGAGUAGUAUUGGUUCUCCAUCUUGGUCUGAGGAUGCUGGACGGCUCAGAAGAAUGGUUCUGGAACAGGAUUGGGCAGAGUUCUCCUGGCCUUCUCAUCUAGGUUUCUCAGGGAUGGUUGUAGUAUGAGGAGAUCCAGUUGUCUUGAACUGAACCCUUCAGUUUCUUUCUCCAAGACUUUUAGGAAAAGCUACUUCUGAAUGGAAAGUUAGGUUGGAUAAUGUUGUGUUGCAAAAUUCGACUUCUUGAGUUCUUCUUCACUGUUGUUCAAUGAAGGCCAAGUUCUUGAUGCCCUUGAGAUAUGGUGGACCACCAACGCAAAAGACAGGAGCCAAAGAUCCUUGGAACAAUUUGUUAUAUCUAGAGGAUCUCCAGUUCAGGGAAAAUGUGUCACCAUCAUGUUCCCUUGGCCCAUUCAAUGUUGUCUUCUAAUACUUCGAGGAGAUACAUGGAACCAAGGAAGAAAAGAGACACUCAUAUGCCAUUUGGUGCAUUUUCUAUCUUUCCUCCUUCUUGGGUGCUCCUCACCCUUUAGUGAGGAAUCUCAAACAUUAGCUAGAACCAGUCGAGUGCCUUCCUUUGGGAGAGAAGACACAGAUGGAGAUCCCUUCAUCCUUAACUGGACUGUGGUCAAGAUGUCGUCAGAGGUGCCUUCAAAAAUCUGGAUCAGAAGAAAUGGGUAACUCAAGACUGUUCCUGCACACGGUUUUGACACACUCGCUAAUGAGAAGUUGAAUUUGUCACCGAGUAUUUGUCGUAGUAAUUGUGCAAAAGUUAUCCCAGUCAAGAAAGAUCUGCAGAUGUUACCGCGAAGAACGUCUUGGCGGUAAACAUCUACAAUCCAUAGCCAGUUUAUGAUGGCUUGGUUUAGUAAACAGUGGAGCAAAUGCUAGACUUCAAAACCAAUGAGGGACGCAACGUUUACACCAGGGUUAGGCAACUACGACCCUUUUACCUCAGCAUGGCUCAGGAAUUCUGGGAGUUGAAGUCCACAAAUCAUAAAGGGGCCAUAAUUGCUCACCCGUGGUCUAGACUGCCAACAUAUUGAGUGAUUAAUUCCAGAGUGUCUUUCUGGAGCCAUUAGUAGAUGGAAGAACCUCAGUUCCUUGCAGAAAUUAAUAUUCUGGAUCAUCUAAUGAGUGCAGUUGCUAAUUCCCCCCCCCCCCCAAAAUGAUGGCGGGUGGUAAUUCUAGGGUUAAAAUGUUUGUUUCAAUGCCACAGACUAAACAUUCAUCGGUUUUACUCGUGGGCACACACAAACCCUAUUUCAAUUCUAUUUCCUUAAACAAUUCAGCCCUUGAGGUUGGUGCCACCGGUGAUGAAAAAUAUUCUUAGAUCUAAUCAUUUCUAGAGUCACCUUCAGGUUUAUUAGAUGUUUUUUCUGAGAAGUUAAUUGGCAUUCAUUAUAAUAAUAUCCUGUUUCCCCCAAAAUGAGACAUCCCCUGAUAAUAAGCCCAAUCAGGCUUUUGAGCGCAUGGCAAUAAGGCCAAGUGCUUAUUUCAGAAUUUUAAAAAAAUAUAAGACAGGGUCUUAUUUUCGGGGAAACGUAUUUGUUUUGUAAGAAAUGGGCUGAUAAUAAAAAUGGAAAGAAUUCGAUACAGAAUCAAUUUGUUUACCUGGUAAAGCAUAAGGGGAAAAAUAUCAACCUUUUCUAGUUCAGUGGCUGUCCAACCCAUAGGAAUGAAUGCUGCUAUUUGUGGAUGAUGGGCACCUGUAUCCAAGACAGGAGGGGGUGUCACUUUGGGAAUAGCAUAGUUAAGAGUUUUAAGUGCCAGCUUUGUUUGGGAUUUUGGCUGAAUGCACCAGACUCCAGUAAAGGAAUCGACUAAGAGGUUUGCUUAUUAAAAUACAGUUUUGCACAGUUCAAUAUUUGAAUAUCUUCUUUCUAUCACUCUGUGAAGCAAGCAGUGUGAAAUGUUUCAGACCACGGAAUUUGCGCUUUUGCCCAUAGAACUAAUAUGUCGGAAUAUUUUCAUAUGAAAUUGCCACUACAAUAAUUUCAUCAUCAUGUAUAUUGAUUUCUGUUCUUGAUACAAUGGGAAUAACAAAAAAAAAGAAGAAAAAAAGAAGAUUGAUUUCUGUUCUAAUAUACGUCACGCAUUCAUGUAAGUUGACAGAAACAUGUUACAAUAAUAACUCUUUGCUGCUGCUAUUUUCCCAGAAACUCUGUUCAGGUGGUUUUACUCGAUCCCAAUUCUAGGGCCUUUAUUUUUAUUUUUUUAUUUAUUUUGGUUUUUAAAGAAAUGUACACUGUCCCUGGACAGUUUUUUUAGACUGUGUCUUUCUUUUGGCUUGUUCAACAGAGGAUCUAUCUAGAAAUGUAUUUUCUGAGCUCGAUCGCAGGAGAAAGAGUUUUUCCUUGGAUUACCCCGUUUUUCUAAUUUUUUUGCGACCGAUUAAAAUGGUGUUUGAAAAGA
This is a messenger RNA of Pantherophis guttatus, 5236 nucleotides long. RefSeq names its product DNA topoisomerase I mitochondrial (gene TOP1MT). Lineage: Eukaryota; Metazoa; Chordata; Lepidosauria; Squamata; Colubridae. Gene Ontology annotation, biological process: DNA replication; DNA topological change. Gene Ontology annotation, molecular function: DNA topoisomerase type I (single strand cut, ATP-independent) activity; DNA binding. Gene Ontology annotation, cellular component: chromosome; mitochondrial nucleoid. The record is from RefSeq and is a predicted model, not a curated record.